Molecule: messenger RNA, 2477 nt
Organism: Xiphophorus maculatus (southern platyfish)
Lineage: Eukaryota; Metazoa; Chordata; Actinopteri; Cyprinodontiformes; Poeciliidae
Gene: cln3
Product: CLN3, battenin
Exons: 15
Coding region: 163-1500 (445 amino acids)
Biological process (GO): regulation of intracellular pH; lysosome organization
Cellular component (GO): membrane; lysosome
Source: RefSeq, a predicted model, not a curated record
GGUGUGUUUCUAGGGGAGCAUUUUCAAAUGAAACACACAAUUUGUGACGUUUUUUGGGUAAACAGUAGACAAAGUCAGUCUUCUGUUGUUUUUUUGAAACUGAGAAUGUUGGUGAACGUUGACUCUGGGACGUUUUGGUAGCUUGUUUCGGUGGAUGUUUUCAUGGUUAGGACCAUGGAGCGCUCAGCCAGCAUUAAUGCGGACCAACCCGAGCAGCUUGGUACUAAUGGUUGUUGCGUUAAAUGGCGCAACUGGUGCGGCUUUUGGCUCCUUGGACUCUGCAACAACUUUGCUUAUGUGGUCAUGCUGAGUGCGGCUCAUGACAUCCUGGAAAAGCAAGAAUCAAAAAACUCAACAGUGACUGCCUCAGAUCAGCUGGCUGUGGGUCUCCGAGCUGGAAACCGUAGCAACAGCAGUCGGUACGACUGCAGUCCUGUCAGCACAGGGGCUGUGCUGCUGGCUGACAUUCUUCCAACACUCUUCAUCAAGAUUUCGGCUCCCUUUGUGAUCCACAAAGUACCCUAUGGUUUUCGGGUGCUGUUUUGUGUCGCCAUGGCAGCAGCAAGUUUCCUGCUUGUUUCCUUUUCCUCUGCUGUGUGGCUAAGUAUUAUUGGAGUGAUCUUUGCCAGUAUAAGCUCUGGGCUGGGAGAACUAUCAUUCCUGUCACUCAGUGUUUUCUUCAACAGGAAUGUUCUGGAAGGCUGGGGUUCUGGGACUGGUGCUGCUGGUGUUGCUGGUUCCCUCCUCUAUGCAGGCCUCAUCCAAGCACAUCUCUCCCCCCGGACCACACUGCUCAUCAUGCUAAUUGUUCCGAUUGCCAUGCUAGUUAGCUAUUUCGUUCUGCUGGUUCCUGAACCUUCUCUACCUCAGUGGAGCAGGUCAGAGACAGAGUGUCCACCUGUGGACUCAGAGGAACGACAGCGACUGAUGGACGAAUCAGAAGAUGACCUGGAGACAUCAGCUCCAGAGGACAGGACCAUGGGACCGGUCACCCUGCAGCAGAAGUUAGCUGUCAUCAAGGGCUUGUUAUUACCGUUUGUUAUUCCUCUGGGACUGGUCUACUUUGCUGAGUACUUCAUCAACCAAGGCUUGAUGGAGCUCCUGUUUUUUCACAACUCUUCCUUAUCACAUGCGGAACAGUAUCGCUGGUACCAGACCCUAUACCAGGUUGGUGUGUUUGUGUCCCGAUCCUCUCUGCGUUUGAAAAAGUUCAGGAAAACUUGGAUUUUCUCGCUACUGCAGGUGGUGAACGCAGUAUUCCUCAUCUUUGCUGUGCUCUUCCAGUUUCUGCCCAGCAUCUGGAUUGUCUUUGGUAUUAUUCUCUAUGAGGGUCUGUUGGGUGGAGCAGCCUAUGUAAACACCUUCCACUUCAUCAGCAAGGAAACUGAGAGCAGAUACAGAGAGUUUGCCAUGGCAACGUCCAGUGUGGGAGACAGUCUGGGAAUAGCUGUGGCUGGAGCUGCAGCUUUCCCCACACAUAGCUACUUCUGUUCCCUGUGAUGAAGUAGCUCUAUAACCAACAUAGAGGAGGACUCUAUGUUAACAAUUUCUUUAAAGAUUGGGACUUAGAAUAAAACACAUAACUCGUUCAUAAAAAUCCUCAUCUACACAUAAAGAAUCCCCCCUGAAUUCAGCAGGACCAGUUGCUGAAUCCUCUGCAGUUGAGAAGAAAACUGACAUCAGCAAUGGUUCCCAGAACAGUUCAGACAUUUUAGGAUUCACAAGUCCAGAUGGAAAUACUGACAACGUUGAGAACCUCUGCCUUAUAUUGUGUCUGCCCCAUACAACAAAUUUAAGAAACUCAUUAAAUAAUGUGUUGUUACCCAGAGCUACUUCGGCUGAUUCUGCUUCAUGUCAUUCAGUGACAGUUUAACUGUGAUGUGAAGUCUGAUAUCCUUUGUACAGAUUAAUUGUCUGAAGUGUGUUCUGUGAUCAGUAACGUCUUCAGGAAGGAUAACACAGGCUCCUGUGAACUGGAACAUUUGCUUAAAAGCAUUUUCUGCUGCAUUCUUUUGAAACAUUGAUGUUAAAAAAUAGCUCUUCAUGUUUGCGUUUUAAAGACCUUCACAUUUUCACUGUUAACUGAAAGCACCUGGACCUGAACGCACCGGCGUGGUAGUGUUUGAUUGAUAAAAGCUCUUACUUUCCUGCAAACUUCAAUCAAUAGAAAUGGAAAAUAUUAACCUUCGACUGGGACACAGACGGCAGAGAUGCAGCUAAGCACCUCGUUAAAUCUAACAAUCAAGUUUGUUUGUGCAGCACAUUUCAGCACCAAGGCAAUUCGAAGUGCUUAACAUAAUAAGAACUUUGUGGUGCAUAGAAGCUGAAUGCUGCUUCUCCAUGUUUGGUUCUGGUUCUGGAUGUAGAUCAGAAUCAGAACCAGAAGACCUGAAAGGUCUGGAAGAUCUGCUGAUACACCAGCAGAUCUUUAAUGUGUCGUGGUGCUAAGUUUUUCACUGAUUUAUAAAUAAACAACA